AUAGAUGACGUAGGGAAAAUGAUACCCCGCCCCUGAAAUGAAUGUCCAAUAGUGUUCUGAGUUUUUGAUUUGACUUUCUUUUGAUUGGAUGUGGAAUAUAGAGUGGGCGGAGUAUAGGAUACAACCUUAUAUAUGCGUUGUGCUCUCAGAUUAGUUUACAUUACAAUUGACAAACACAUAGUAGCGUUCUAUUACACGGUGGGUUGGAGCAACGACGUGAACGCUGGCGCCUCACGGCUAGUAACGGGGAGUCAUCUGUUGCGCGACCACCUUGAGGUGAUCAGAUCAGAGGGGACAAAUAAUUGAUUUAAAGGACCCACUGCACAGGUUUAGGCACCAAGCUGAACGUCAUCAUCUGACCAUUCGAAAUCAUGGUGCAAAACAAAAUCACGGAGAUCACCGGAUUCCAUCGGUCCUUCAAGGGGCAAAACCCUUUCAAGACUGAAUUCAUAGAUCCGGAAUCCCAUCUUGGCUCGUCCUUCAAGAUAGACCACUCGCCAAGGCCUGACAUGCCAUCCAGCAAGCCCAUUGAUAUCCCUGAUGCCAAGAAAAGACAUAAGAAAAAGAAAAGAUGCAGAGCCACUGACAGUUUCUCUGGACGUUUUGAAGAUGUUUACAAACUGCAAAGUGAGAUUCUUGGUGAAGGGGCUUAUGCUGUUGUACAGACCUGCAUCAAUCUGAUCACCAAUAAAGAAUAUGCAGUUAAGAUAAUUGAGAAGAGGCCGGGCCACAGUCGGAGCCGUGUCUUCAGGGAGGUGGAAAUGCUCUACCAGUGUCAGGGCCACAGAAACAUUUUGGAACUGGUGGAGUACUUUGAGGACGAGGACAAAUUUUAUUUGGUCUUUGAAAAACUGAGAGGCGGUUCUAUCUUGACCCACAUACACCGAAGACAACACUUCAAUGAGCAGGAAGCCAGCAUAGUGGUGCAGGACAUCGCCAGUGCUCUGGACUUCCUACAUAACAAAGGGAUGGCACAUCGAGACCUAAAGCCAGAGAACAUCCUCUGUGAACAUAGUGACAGGAUUUCUCCAGUGAAGAUCUGUGAUUUUGAUUUGGGUAGUGGGAUCAAACUGAAUAGUGACAGCUCACCCAUCUCCACCCCUGAACUCUUGACUCCGUGUGGCUCAGCUGAAUACAUGGCCCCCGAGGUGGUGGAAGCCUUUAAUGAAGAAGCUAGCAUCUACGACAAGCGUUGUGACCUGUGGAGCCUUGGCGUCAUCCUUUACAUCAUGCUAAGUGGAUACCCGCCCUUUGUGGGUCGCUGUGGAACAGACUGUGGUUGGGAUUGGGGAGAGCCCUGCCAAGCCUGCCAGAGCAUGCUGUUUGAGAGUAUUCAGGAAGGCAAAUAUGAGUUUCCAGAGAAGGACUGGGCACACAUCUCCCCUGCAGCCAAAGACCUCAUCACCAAGCUGUUGGUGCAGGAUGCCAAAGACCGCCUCAGUGCUGCCCAAGUGCUGCAGCACCCAUGGGUUAAAGGGUGUGCACCAAACACUGUGUCUGCAUCCAUACUCCAUCAGAGGGGCGGUAGCGCUCAGGACCUGACGUUCUUUGCUGGGCAGGCCGUAGCCAUGAACCGGCAGCUGGCUGAGAGGGAAGAGAGCGAGGAGCAGCAGCAGCAGCUUGAGGAGUUCACCUCCCCACUUCUCUUCUCCAGCAGCUCCAUGCUGCUGUCUCCACCCUCGGGGUCCAACCUGGCCCGCCGCAGGAAGACCGCAGGCAGCCAGCAACAAGGGCCGGUGUGUGCUUCUGAACUGCGCCAGCUCCUCGCCCCACUUGUGCUCGUGGGCGACUGUGCCUGAUCUCUACCACCUUCUCCAGCCUCCGAUCACCCCUGACGACCUUUAUCAGAAUCUUCAACUAGGCAGUGUGUUGACCUCUGACCUCUCUGCCCAAUUACUUUGUGGGUCGUAAGCUCUUGUGGGAAGGACUCAUGUUUGUAGCACUUAAAGCACCUCCAAGGCCCCCUGCACACAAUUUUGAUUGGGUAAAAUGUGGCUGUUGUGGCUGGAAAGACUUGUUGACGUCUGAGAGCCCCAAGAAUCUGUCAAUAUAACAAUGUUUAC
Messenger RNA from Rhinichthys klamathensis goyatoka, 2063 nucleotides. RefSeq names its product MAPK interacting serine/threonine kinase 2a (gene mknk2a). Gene Ontology annotation, biological process: protein autophosphorylation; intracellular signal transduction; peptidyl-serine phosphorylation. The record is from RefSeq and is a predicted model, not a curated record. The transcript has 14 exons. Bases 372 to 1799 code for a protein of 475 amino acids. Gene Ontology annotation, molecular function: calcium/calmodulin-dependent protein kinase activity; calcium-dependent protein serine/threonine kinase activity; calmodulin binding. Gene Ontology annotation, cellular component: cytoplasm; nucleus. NCBI's taxonomy places the organism in Eukaryota, Metazoa, Chordata, Actinopteri, Cypriniformes, Leuciscidae.